Messenger RNA from Bombina bombina (fire-bellied toad), 1372 nucleotides. RefSeq names its product YJU2 splicing factor homolog B (gene YJU2B). Gene Ontology annotation, biological process: mRNA splicing, via spliceosome. The transcript has 9 exons. NCBI's taxonomy places the organism in Eukaryota, Metazoa, Chordata, Amphibia, Anura, Bombinatoridae. Gene Ontology annotation, cellular component: post-mRNA release spliceosomal complex; U2-type spliceosomal complex. Bases 217 to 1278 code for a protein of 353 amino acids. The record is from RefSeq and is a predicted model, not a curated record.
UGCAUGAUCUGUAGGGGAAACAAUUUGUAAUAGCACAACUCGCUAAUAGUGCAUUUACACAGCCACCAAUAUGGGAGAACGGAAAGGGACAACAAGUAUUACCCUCCAGACUUCGAUCCUGCAAAGCAUGGAUCCCUCAACCGAUACAAGAACAGUCACCCUUUACGGGAAAGGGCAAGGAAGCUGUCCCAAGGCAUCCUUAUUAUCAGGUUUGAGAUGCCGUAUAAUAUCUGGUGCGAUGGAUGCAAGAAUCACAUAGGAAUGGGUGUGCGUUACAAUGCAGAGAAGAAAAAAGUGGGAAAUUACUACACAACUCCCAUUUACAGGUUUAGAAUGAAGUGUCACCUGUGUGUUAACUACAUUGAAAUGCAGACAGACCCGGCAAACUGUGAUUAUGUCAUUGUCAGUGGAGCUCAAAGGAAAGAAGAACGCUGGGACAUGAAUGAGAAUGAGCAGAUACUUACUACAGAACAUGAGCAGAAGCAGCGUUUAGAAACGGACUCAAUGUUUCGAUUGGAGCAUGGGGUGGCUGACAAAGAAAAACUACAGCGAGCUGUCCCCUCCUUGUCAGAGAUUCAGGAAGUGCAGAGUGCCUGGAAGGAUGACUUUGCUAUCAACAGCCUGCUGAGAAGCAAGUUCAGGGAGGAAAAGAAACAAAUACAGGAAGAAGAGGAAAAGGAUCAAUUGCUGCUCAAGAAGACAUCACUGGAUCUUCAGCUUCUCCCUGAGACUGAGGAUGACAAAAAACUUGCAGCAUUACUGAAAUACCGGAGCUUAGAGUCAUAUGAGGAGAGACAGAAAAAAAAGCGGUCAGAGAUCUGCAGUCGUUCAUGGUUCUCUCCUGGAGGAGGAAAUAAGCAACAGACAGGUAGUAACACCUUGAGAAAACUAGUGAUCAAACCCAAAUCGCCAUCUUUAAUUGGGACAGAUGCUCUUGCGCUUGGAGUUGUGCGGAGAAAAUCCACAGAAAGCAGCGAAAAUAGGAACUUGCAAAAACAAACUGAGGGUGGAAGUAGGAAUGAGAAACUGGAGAUCUUCAACGGCGAGGGGAGUGGGACGAUAGACAUGGCUGAUGUCUGUAAAACGGGGAUAAAGGACCAAGAACAGGAAGAUAAAGCAAUUUGUAACCAAUUAAAGAGUGAGAAAGAACCCAUGAACACCCAAGCUCUCAGUACAAUACACAAUUCUUCCCAUUGUCAAAAUUCUUCUAAACCUCCUGCACCGGUCUCCUGUCUUGUGCCUGAUUAUACAGAUUCCAGCUCUGAGUUUGAAGACUAGUGCACAUUAACAAACACAGAAGCCGGGCAGAUCCUACCAGAACAUUUAUUUAUACAAACCAAUACAUGUGUAAUAAACAUUUUUAUUUCCAGAA